UACUUGCGGUUGUCUCGGUGUUUUUGGAGUUCGCUUUGUUGUAUUUACAUCCGACCGAGGCAGGUUUACGGGUGUUAGCCGUGCAUACGAUAGCGGCAAAAAGUCAUUGGAAUUUCAUGAACGGAUUUUUGCAUUCGCUAACCGACGUCGGUCAUAACGUUACGGUUUUCACCUGGUUUCCCGAAGGCAAACGAGAAAACUACUCAGAAAUCGUUUUAAAGGGACCAGAGUUUGUGAACUUGGACUUAGUUAAAUUUAAAGAACAGAUAAAACCUCCAAAUAAUUUACUCAGACACGUUAUACGCCGUAACAGACAAGUAUGUGAUAUUAUAUUUUCAAAUCCUAAAAUAGAAGCCAUCAUGAACGCGGAAAAUACCGACGAGUUCGAUGUCAUCGUCACCGAAACCGCAGUUUCAGACUGCAUGUCACAUUUGGUUCGUCGUCUCCGCCUACCUUUAAUUUACCUCUUUCCUUUACCAAUACCGACUUACUUGGAGGCGUCGUUUCUUGGUGAAGAUCCAAACCCUGCGUAUGUGUCAAAUUUAGUCUUGUCAUUCAGCUACCCAAAGACGUUUCAACAACGUUUGCUAAACUUUCUCACCUACAAAUACAUUAAAAUUAUUUUGUGGUAUUUUGAAACGAGAGCCGUGAAGUCCAACCCCAGACCGUACGACUAUAUUGAACCGGUCAAGCCGUCCUUGGUGUUUGCAAACAGCCAUUUCAUCGUCGAACCGGCCAGACCCCUGCCACCCAAUUUCAAAGAAAUCGGCGGCAUUCAUCUUCCUGAACCCAAUGAAAUACCAAAUGACAUACGAGAGUUUAUUGAAAAUUCACCAAAUGGAGUUAUUUACUUCACGUUUGGAUCAACAGUAAAGAUGUCAUCAUUUCCAGACCACAUUAAAACCGCAUUUAAAGUAGCUCUUGCGCGCCUCCCUCAGAGAAUACUGUGGAAAUAUGAGAGCGAAAUGGAAGACAAACCGGACAACGUGAUGACGAAAAAGUGGUUCCCUCAACGCGAUAUUCUCUUGCACCCGAAUAUCAAGCUGUUUAUCGGUCACGGGGGAAUAUCUGGUGUGUUUGAAGCAGUCGAUGCCGGAGUUCCGAUGUUAGGGUUUCCACUUUUCUACGAUCAACCGAGAAACGUUGCCAAUCUGGUCGACGCCGGAAUGGCCAUUUCACUCGACGUGAUGACCGUCACCGAAUCUGAGAUAUUCGAAUCGAUUAAUAGAAUUAUCAAUGAUAAAAAGUACUCGUCUAACGCCAAACUAGCUUCAAAGCGUUUCAAGGAUCGCCCAAUAACACCUGCUAGAUCAGCCGCUUACUGGACGGAAUACGUUGUACGACAUAAUGGUGCACAACAUCUAAAGACAAAAGCGUUUGAUCUCACGUGGUACGAAUACUACCUUCUAGACAUACUAUCUCUGGUACUCGUCACAAUUUCAGUCAUUGGUUUUAUUAUAUAUAAAUGUUUACAUGUUGUAUUCAAAAUUGUUUUUUUCAAGUUGAAGACCAAAACCGAGUAAUGUUUGUAUUUGGCUUCUUUGUGCUUUAUAUAAUAGAUUAAUUGUUUAUUGAUAUUUUGUACAAGUACACCGAUAUAAAAAU
Molecule: messenger RNA, 1605 nt
Organism: Adelges cooleyi (spruce gall adelgid)
Lineage: Eukaryota; Metazoa; Arthropoda; Insecta; Hemiptera; Adelgidae
Product: UDP-glucosyltransferase 2-like
Exons: 4
Coding region: 117-1523 (468 amino acids)
Molecular function (GO): UDP-glycosyltransferase activity
Source: RefSeq, a predicted model, not a curated record